This is a messenger RNA of Neltuma alba, 1277 nucleotides long. RefSeq names its product nuclear transcription factor Y subunit A-3. Gene Ontology annotation, molecular function: DNA-binding transcription factor activity; DNA binding. Gene Ontology annotation, cellular component: CCAAT-binding factor complex. Bases 278 to 985 code for a protein of 235 amino acids. Gene Ontology annotation, biological process: regulation of DNA-templated transcription. The record is from RefSeq and is a predicted model, not a curated record. The transcript is spliced from 6 exons. NCBI's taxonomy places the organism in Eukaryota, Viridiplantae, Streptophyta, Magnoliopsida, Fabales, Fabaceae.
AGUUCAGCAAACCCAAAGACUCAUCAGAGAGAAACAAGAGUGAAAGCUUCUGUUUGUGUGUGUGUGAGAGAGAAAGAGAUAUUGGCUUUGGGGCUAGUGAGGGUUUCAACGGAGGAGACAUGCCCAAGCUCAACCCAGCAGCACUAUUUCUUGCUUCUUCAUUCCACCACUAACCAGAUCCCAAAGAACUUGAUUGGAGGUUUCAAGAAUCAAAGGCUGUAACACUGUAUUCUUUGUACCCAACACAUGAUCUUUGUAAUGGUUAGUGGAAAGCUCAAUGAAGCCAUUUCUGUCAUUGAAUCAUACUGAUACUGACGUCAAUUGUUCACACCUUGAUUCUAGUCACUCAAUGGCUCGUGUUCCUUAUCCGUAUGGUGAUCCUUUUUAUGGUGGCUCUUUAGUAUCGUAUGGAUCACAGGCUAUUAAUCAACCCCAAAUUGUUCCCCAACUGCUGGGGCUCACAUCUACUAGAGUUGCAUUGCCACUUGAUCUUGCAGAAGAUGGGCCCAUUUAUGUCAAUGCAAAACAAUACCAUGGAAUACUGAGAAGGCGACAGUCACGUGCAAAGCUGGAGGCUCAAAACAAACUUGUCAAAAGCCGUAAGCCAUAUCUUCACGAGUCUCGGCAUCGCCAUGCUCUGAACAGGGUUAGGGGAUCUGGAGGACGCUUCCUCAGCACCAGACAGCUUCAACAGUCCAAUGUACAAGUUGUGACUAGUGCCAAUUCUGGUUCAGACUCUGUCAACUUGUAUCAAAAGAAAGACAUAUCAGAGGUGGAGAUUCGUCCCUUAAGAACCGGCACUGGUGAAAAUGCAUCUUCUAUCUCGACCUGCUCUGACAUGACAAGUGGGUCCAGUAACAAUGUGAAUUUUAGGCAACCAGAGUGCAAAUUCUUGGGGAACUCUACAAACAUGGGCAGUGCAUCACAGUUUAGCGGUGGACUCACCUUUGGUGGGACCCAGCAACGUGCACCAAUCGUCCGGUGAGAGUUGAUUAAUGAACAAUAUCUACUCUCCACGGGGCAGGCAAAUCAUCCUUGGCUUCAUCACUUUUACUACUACUUUUGUUUUAAGUUGUCACAGGAAUGGUGUUUUAUGAUCCUAGACUCUGCUAAAAAACACUCAAGAACUUUAGCAUCACUGCUUUGUUGUGUAUCUUAAAAUUGCUGUUACUUACACGAGACUGCUUUAACAAAGUUUGUGUUUGGAACUCUUGCAAGCUUGUAACCUACCACCUGUGGUUCCAUGAAAUAUCCCUACUUUUGUGUUUGAUGUUAAA